AUGGCCCACAUCGCCGCGGGUCCCCGCGGACUCAGCCUGCCCUACUCCUCGCUCUUCAGCCCCAGCCAGCGCACUCGGGCCCACGACCCACGGCCCCCGGAGCUCCUCUGGAAGAACGCGGCCAGUCCAGUCGAGCUCGGCGACGCGGACUGCCCCGCGAGCACACUCCGAAAGCCGAGGUCACGCAAGCCGCCCCGGUUCCCCCGGCUGAGGCGGAUCGCCUUCAAGGCCUUCAGCCUCAACCCCGACACCGCCGGCAACCCCAGGCGGAACACCCUCACCACCACCGAGAUCGUCUCCCGCAACACCACCCAGCCCACAUCCAUCUUCAGGUCCUGGAGACUCAAGUCCAGCCCCACCAAGACACACCUCAAGAAGAUCGUCGUCGUCCUCAAAACUCGCAUCAGUGCCGCCAGUCCCCAAGACCAGCAGCCCAAAUCAUGGGAGGAAUACAACCGUCGCUAUGCCAAUGAAGAGAUCGAUGUCCUCAACCCGCCCCUGCCGCCGCUAGACCUGAACGACCCCUCCUUCGAGUUCUAUCCCGCACCGCGCCCGCCGAACGAGCCCGUGCGCCAACUGGUGGUCAACCGGCUCGACCUCCUGGGCGGGAAGCCGUUCGACCCGAGCGCCGAGGGCGCCGCGAAGGCCAAGGCCCGCGCCGCGCUUGCAGACAGGCUCAUCGCCCAGGGGAAGGUGCCCCCAAGCCUCGACGUCCGUCCCUGGCAGCAGGACGCGGCCGCCGAUCGCCAUCUCCACGACCCCCGCACCGUCGUCGCUGACGUCCGCAGCGGCAGGCUGCCCCCCGAGACCCUCGAGCAACACCCCGUCUUCCGAGAUAUCGUCAAGCGCUGCCGGGAAAUCUUCGGAAGCGCCCUAAGCAUGCUAUCUAUCCUCGACGAUGAUCGCCAGGUGUUUCUUGCCGAGUCCGGGGCCGCAGAGGCAGGCAUGGAUGGAAUGCGGGACGUGACCCGGGACAUCAGUUUCUGUGCCCACACCAUCCUCGGUGGUCGCCGGGGGAUGACAGUGCUCGAUGCAAAAAAAGACUGGCGAUUCGGGAACGGGCCUUUGGUCCAUGAUCUUGGGGCAAGGUUCUACGCCGGGGUGCCCUUGAUGGCCCCGAACAUGGAUGGCAGCCAAGAAGCGGAAGAAAACUCCUGUCCGAUCGGGACCCUGUGUAUCCUGGACUUCAAGCCGCGGGAGGCGUUCAGCUCGGAAGACCAGAAGAAGCUCGUCUACAUCUCCGAAUACGCCCGCCGAGAGAUCGAGCGCUGGUUUGCGAGCAAGAUCAAGCAGAAGGUCGAGCGUCUGGCGGCCACCCAAGAGGACUGGGACCACGAGCUCAAGCGGGUUGCCAGCUCGGGAAGCGACGGAGAGGCGUCCGAGGACUCCGAGGUGCUGUCUUCCCCCGGCUCCCAACUCCGGAGCCCCACCUCCUCCCACUUCUCCUCCAGUUUUCGCAAGUGGAGAAGCAUCAGCUCCAUCUCCACCGCCCCCCCUCUCUCGCCCUCCCUCUCCACCCCGAGCCCAACCUCGCCCACCAAGCCCCGCCCAGGCCUGUUCGAGGACGUGCAUGGGGCCGUGAAGCCGAAGAUGCGCAAGGUGUUCGACCUGGCCACCAAGCUGGUCGCCGAGACCUUGGAGCUCUCGCUCGUCUAUCUGAUGGCCGUCGAGCCCUACGCGGAGGCCGAGGAUCUCGGCCGGACGCUGAUCCUCUCGGGCCACAACAUCCCCCUGCCGGUCCCCGAGCUCGACCCGGGCCUGCAUCUGCGCGUCCUGCGGGCGGGCGAGGGCGGGCUGCUGUACCAGAACCCGUCGCUGGACGAGGCCGAGCGCGACGGCUUCCAGCCCCGACUCGCCUCCCCGCCCGCCGUCCCCUACGCCUCCGCCAUCCUGCUCGCCGUCGCGCCCGAACCGGCGCCCAACGCCGGCGGCUUCGUCUUGGCCGGCUUCUCCGCCGACCCCAAGAGGGUCUUCGGCGCCGAGGACGUCUCCUUCAUGAAGCAGUUCGCCGCCCAGCUCGCCCCGUAUACCUCCCGCCUGCCGCUCCAUUCUCCCCCCCUUAGCUAG
Puccinia triticina is the source of this 2067-nucleotide messenger RNA. RefSeq lists its product as uncharacterized. The transcript has 4 exons. The record is from RefSeq and is a predicted model, not a curated record. Lineage: Eukaryota; Fungi; Basidiomycota; Pucciniomycetes; Pucciniales; Pucciniaceae. The coding region runs from base 1 to 2067 and encodes 688 amino acids. Gene Ontology annotation, molecular function: protein binding.